AUUGACACACACUGUAUGUAGCUGAUGAUCGUGACGUCACACUCGAUCAAAUUAAACAUGGCGGGCUGUUGUAUCUUUUGGCGGUUGUGAUUUGUGUAAUUUGCAAAAUGGAUAGCUCAGGCAAUCUUAAAAGGGGCCCCCAAUUCUCCACCAACUUCAUAAUACCUCGAAAACAAGCCAAAACCGAAGACACAAACUCGCCUUCGAAUGCCCUGUUUCAACCUCUUCAAAAUGUGUACGCCGAGGACCCUACCACAGUAAUCUACAAGACGAUAUCUCAAAUUCAGGAGCACGUCGAACGUACCAAGGAGAAACCGAAGACUAGCGCCUCGACUCAAAAAUACAGAGACACGUUUCCUCACCUAAGCGAUCCGACCCUACCCGCCGAACUGCAGGCGCUCUUCCAACCAUUAUUCUGCAAACUGUGCGAGUGCCAACACUCGAGUAACAUAAUGGCGAAAUUGCAUUACGACUCCAAGCGACACAUGAAGAAGGUGCGCGCGUAUCUGAUCGAGUACGCCGAAACCACCGGAACCCCGCUGCACGAGAAGGCGAAGCCCCCCGAGAAACAGUUCGAAGAUCACGAUCCCAAAUAUUUCUACUGUCAACCUUGUGAUCUGCCUCUGACCGGCCGGCUGCACGCCGAAUCGCACUACAGCAGUAGGAACCACAGAAGGGUCAUUUUAGGUGCGGCGCCGCCUGCCGGGCGAGGACAGUACGACGGCUUCGGCAAUUGGAUUAGAACGUCAACGGUCGUUCCGAAACCUCACGACAGCUUCGGUGUCGACUUCGUGAUACCCGAGGAGAUAAAAAUCGAACGUCACCUGCGCCAGGACGGUCUGCGAUGUUACGUUUGCAACGUCUGCGUAACCUCGGAGCAACAACUGGAGAUACACAAGAACGGAUCGAAGCACAAGAAGAAGAUGAAGCUGUUAGAGGUGCCGCAGUCGCCGGUGGAAGCACCCCAUCCGCAUCAUGACAACACGAUACUAUCCACCUUGUCGUGUCCGAGCAUUUCCAAGAAGGAUCUGUCUGUCUUUCGGACCCCGAGCGGGUUUUACUAUUGCAACCCGUGCAAUCUCACUUUGAAUUCGGAGGUACAAUUUAAGCAACAUCUGGACAGUAAGAAGCACAAGAAGAAGGCGAAUGUGACAUAAUCUUCUGCGACUAGAGAGAGGACUAGUUCUGUAAAUGGAUGGUUACCUCGAGGAUUGCUUAAUUUGAAUAUUUCUGUUUGUGGUGCACCAGCCUGAAGUUACAUUCGCUUUUGAGGUAGUACCAACCCAAAUGGGAAAACAAAGUCAUUUUUU
This is a messenger RNA of Photinus pyralis (common eastern firefly), 1310 nucleotides long. Its product is annotated as zinc finger matrin-type protein 3-like. The transcript is spliced from 6 exons. The record is from RefSeq and is a predicted model, not a curated record. Gene Ontology annotation, molecular function: zinc ion binding; nucleic acid binding. NCBI's taxonomy places the organism in Eukaryota, Metazoa, Arthropoda, Insecta, Coleoptera, Lampyridae. The coding region runs from base 108 to 1157 and encodes 349 amino acids.